Protopolystoma xenopodis is the source of this 1032-nucleotide messenger RNA. Lineage: Eukaryota; Metazoa; Platyhelminthes; Monogenea; Polystomatidea; Polystomatidae. The record is from the annotation of a GenBank genome assembly.
AUGGUCGAACCAAGAGUCAAAUAUGUUAGUCAAGAUUCACGGUCAAUUUCGAACUCUAUUGGCCAGUCCCACCAAGGAGGUUCUCUUUACAUCGGCGGUGGCACUACUGUGACGCUUAUAGAUGACACCUCCCAAGUUACUCCACUACCUCCCCGUCAAUUAAGCUACGUCAUCCUGCCUGCUGGCUCCACAGGCUUGCCAAACUCGUUGCUUGCCUCUCGUUUCUAUGAGCAAGCCUCGACAGCAACCUCUUCCUCAUCCUCAUCUCGACGCUGGCCGCAUCUGACCCCAGUUGGUUUUGGUCCACAUUCUUUGUCAACCGCUCCCGUCAACAGCAAGUCCUCGUCAAAUAGAGGCGUUAUUGCUGAAAAAAUUAAUCUGAGCCAUGGUGACGAUGGCUUCGGUUCAGGCAGUGAAUCUCUUCUUGCCAGGGUCACCCUCGCCUCUCCGACAUUUAGAUCUGAGUCCCGCCCAGGCGAACGCCUCGUGGUCCCCGUCCAGACCGCAGCAUAUGCGGCGCGUCUGGCUGGACUCCCUCCGACCUCAUCUGUCUCUUCUAUCCAAUCUGAUGUCUCCUCUUUUUCUGCUUCCUCAACUUCCGGCCGCCCAGUUGACAGAAGUCUUCUCCGCAUUCGCACCCGGCAACCUAUGGCUCUACCGCGUCCCGGUGUUACUGGACGGUCUGGUUGGUUCGAUGCCCUAAUCAGCUGGCGACCUCCCCCCGACCACAUUGAAGUCGGCCUCAAGAUCAGUGCGUAUUCCGACGAUACUAGCCUCGGUACAGGUUUGCUGCCUCAGACGCAGGCCUUGGUGAGUGCAGAACGGGCCACAGGCAGCGCCCAACAGAGGCUUAUACCGGCUCGCCUCCAGACUAUCCCACAGGCCAUACAAGCCCCCCGACGCCUCGGAUACCGUGUUAUAUGGGGCCCUCGGAUGUACGAACCGAUCGACUUGCGCAUGUACAACUAUGGUAUCACACCACAACUUGACCGUGAGAGGGCGGAAUCCAAGGUCGUAGAUGCGGUAAGUUGA